AUGGACAUCCCAAAUCAGACCACAGUGACUGAGUUUACCCUGACGGCCUUUCCUGUUCUUCAAAAGCUUCAAAUUUCCCUUUUUGUGGUCCUCUUCUUUACUUACAUGCUUACUCUCACAGGAAACGUUGCCAUCAUUUCCCUAAUAUGAGCGAAUCAUUGCCUCCAAACCCCAAUGUACUUCUUCCUCAGUAAUUUGUCAUUUUUGGACAUUUUUUUCACCACCUCAGUUACCCCAAAGCUAUUAGCCUAUCUCCUGCAGGACAAGAAGAUCAUAUCUUUUGCUGGGUGCAUCACCCAAACUUAUUUCUUUUUCUUGGGGACAGUGGAGUUUAUCCUCGUGGCAGUGAUGUCCUCUGACCACUACGUGGCCAUCUGUGACCCCUGCACUACACCAUCUCACAACAGGAGGGCCUGUCUCCUACUAGUUCUGGGCUCCUGGGUUGGAGCCUUCCUGUCUGUGCUGUGCCCAACCAUUGUGGUGUCCAGAUUGCCUUUCUGUUACAAGGAAAUUAGUCACUUCUUCUGUGACAUUGCCCCUCUGCUACACGUGUCCUGUAUAGACACUCAUUUCAUCGAGAUGAUAAACUUCCUCUUAUCUUCCCUCAUCCUCCUGACCUCACUGGUGCUCACCACUGUGUCCUACAUCUACAUCAUUUCUACCAUCCUGCACAUCCCCUCAGCCAAAGGACAUUGGAAGGCCUCUUCCACCUGCGCUUCCCACAUCACCGUCGUUUCCAUUGCAUAUGGGAGAAACAUCUUCAUGUAUGUGAGGCCCAGCCAGUCCUCACUCGAUUUUGACAAGGGGACAGCUGUCCUUACCACAAUGCUGAUCCCUUUUCUGAAUCCCUUCAUUUAUAGUCAAAGAAAUGAAAAGGUAAAGGAAGUCUUGAAAGAAGCAGUCAGCUAAAUUAUGUCCUCAUGGCACAGGAGAACUUAA
This is a messenger RNA of Piliocolobus tephrosceles (Ugandan red Colobus), 939 nucleotides long. Its product is annotated as olfactory receptor 6M1. NCBI's taxonomy places the organism in Eukaryota, Metazoa, Chordata, Mammalia, Primates, Cercopithecidae. The record is from RefSeq and is a predicted model, not a curated record. Gene Ontology annotation, biological process: G protein-coupled receptor signaling pathway. Gene Ontology annotation, molecular function: olfactory receptor activity; G protein-coupled receptor activity. Gene Ontology annotation, cellular component: membrane.